CCUGCAUCGCUAUCUGCACCAAAAAUAGCUCAACCCGAUUUACAAACCGAUUUUCUUGUAUUCACUUUAUUUGACUAUUAUAUUCUUUCGAGGAACUUAAAAUCAGACCAAUCACACAAAACUGACAAGGUAAAAAAGUCACAUAUAAGUAACUUACUAAGAGAAGAGUCCGUGGAUUCUGAGCAAUCUCGCUUAGAGGACGGGGCUUACUGAGUUUCAAUUAUGAUUCAAUAGGGCUACAUAGUUGAGAUUUGGAUAAAGAAAGCUCGAGUAAUACAACGAUAUAUUUGAACAUACAUUUCUUAAAAUGAUUAAAACUUAGUAGAGCUAAAGCUUCAAUAAAUAAAACGUUUCUAUUAAAAUAUAACACACAUAAAGCAUAUUUACAUUAUUUAUAUGUUAGAAAAAAAAUACUUAAAAUCAUAAAUUUGAAUUAAAAUAAGUAUCUGCUUGAAUUAUAUUUAAAAACAAAAUUGAGAUAUUGAGUUUGAAACAGACACACACAACAUUUUUUUUUAAAAUAAAUAAUUAAAAACUUUGCAACCAUGGAACGUUUUCGUAUGGUGUUCCAGUACUUCCAAUCCAACACUGAAUCCGUAGCGAACGGGAUAUGCGCUGUGCUGACUCUGGCUAGCGUGAAGAUGUACACCAUCUUCGAUUUCAACUGCCCUUGCCUUCCCAAGUACAACGUGCUGUACGGCAUGGGGGUCAUGUUCAUCCCGCCGGUGGUGCUGUUCUUUGUCGGGAUCAUCGUCAACAAGCACUCGGUUAUGAUGCUGGAGGAGUGGACGAGACCCACUGGAAAGCGCAAAAAGAACCCAGCUAUUAUCAAGUUCAUGUUCACAAACUUGAUUCAGAGAGCCAUGAUUGCCCCCGUGGUCUGGAUAUUAGUGACCCUGCUGGAUGGAAAGUGCUUCAUCUGUGCCUUCAGUGUCAGCGUGGACCCCAUCAGAUUUAAUGGCCUCCCGAACAUGACAGGCUGGGAUAUAACCCGUGUCCUGGCCAAGGUCCCCUGUAAGGAGGACAUCAUCUUCCAGAACAACACCUCCCGGAAAGCUGUGUCCCGGUACCUGCUCUGCUGGUCCCAGGCUCUGGGCUGGAGCAUCCUCCUCUUUCUGAUUAUGCUGGGGGUCGUGGCUCGCUGCCUCAAGCCCUGCUUCAACCACACCGCCUUCCUGCAAACCCGCUACUGGAGCAACUACACGGACCUCGAGCAGAAGCUCUUCGAUGAGACCUGCAGCACACACGCCCGUGAAUUCGCACGCAAGUGUGUCAUCCAGUUCUUUGAAAGCAUGCACGAGGAGAUGUGUCAGGGCAUGAUUCUGCCCCUCGAUGAAGAGGAUGACCACCUGCACGGCAUUACGUCUCGCAAACAGGUCAACGAGCUGCUCCAAGCCUGGUACCGCUCCAAGCCAGACCUGGACGUCACCAAGAUAGCCCAGCGGCAGUACAGCCGAGCCCGGGUCCGAGUCACCGGGGAGGGGGACCAGAACGAAGUCAGGCAAGCCUUCACGCAAAACGGACACUCUCCCCAUACAGACGUCUAGCACAGAUCCAAUAUACAUGGAAUACUAUCACUAGUAAUGCUAGUACUGUACUAGUCAGAAUGUAAUAACCAUGUCUAUCUUCAGACAAGCUGUAAAGUUGUUUGUUUUAAUUUUAUGUAGGAAUGAACCAAACCUUUAAGUAUUAAA
Molecule: messenger RNA, 1694 nt
Organism: Acipenser ruthenus (sterlet)
Lineage: Eukaryota; Metazoa; Chordata; Actinopteri; Acipenseriformes; Acipenseridae
Product: calcium homeostasis modulator protein 3-like
Exons: 3
Coding region: 546-1547 (333 amino acids)
Molecular function (GO): monoatomic cation channel activity
Source: RefSeq, a predicted model, not a curated record